AUGGCUUUGUACAUGAAAGCCGCUGAGAUCCUGGAGAAAGCCGAGAGGAAGCAGGGCGCCUUGAAAACUCUAGUUUACGAGAGCAAAUUUACCAACAUCAAGCAGCUGUUUGCGCUGGUUUGUGAGACGCAGAAGUAUUCCUCCAUCUUGGAGGAGAUCAUCGAGUCCACCAAGCUGCUCAAACAGACCAAGCUGAAUAUGCACCUGGCUAAGGUGCUGGUGCACGACCUGCUGAUGGGCCAGGGGCUGAAGUGCGGCGGCUCCUGGAAGGCCAUGAUGAUGAAGCAUCGCUCCAGACUGCAGGCGGUGCUGGCCCGCAUGAAGGUGAAGCAGAAGGUCAGCAGGAAUGAAGAUCUGCUCCCGGCCAGCAUCCAGCAGCUCGUCGGGGACCAGCUGCCUAGGUAUGUGCGUGUGAACACCCUGAAGACCACCGUGGAGGAUGCUGUGGACUACCUGAAGAGGGAUGGUUUCUCCUACCUGGGAAAGGCCUCCAGGCUGGAUGACUUAACUCUGAAGAAGAGAGACUUUGUGAUGGACCUGCACCUGCCAGAGCUGCUGGUCUUCUCUCCUAAAACUGACUUCCAUGACCACUUCCUUUACAAGGCAGGCCACAUCAUUCUGCAGGACAAAGCCAGCUGUCUCCCUGCCUACCUCCUCAACCCCCCACCUGGCAGCCAUCUCAUUGAUGCCUGUGCCGCCCCUGGCAACAAAUCCAGCCACCUGGCAGCCAUCAUGAACAACAAGGGCAGGCUUUUUGCCUUUGAUUUGGAUGCCAAGCGUCUGGCCACCAUGUCGACUCUCCUGCUCCGAGCUGGGGUCACCUGUCAGCAGCUGGCCAACCAGGACUUCUUGAAGGUGGACCCUGACAGCCCGCAGUAUAAAGAUGUUGAGUAUAUCCUGCUGGAUCCAUCCUGCAGCGGAUCAGGUAUGGUGUGUCUCCGGGACAAUGCCUCCUCUGCUGACCAGGAGAAGGAUCACGCUCGUCUGGCCGCCUUGGCCUCCUUCCAGCUGCGGUGCCUGAACCACGGCCUCCGGUUUCCUCGCUUGAAGCGCCUGGUCUACUCCACCUGCUCCAUCCACAGCCAGGAGAACGAAGAAGUCGUAACGGCCUGUCUGCAGCAGAACCCCGGCUUCAGGCUGGUUCCUCUGCUGGCUCAGUGGCCUGAACGAGGCCUGGAGCCGCUCACUCAGUGUCUGCGUGCCAGCACCACCAAGACCCGCACACACGGCUUCUUCGUGGCUCUGCUGGAGAAACACAGUGAGGCUGGGAAUAAGAAGCAGGAGCCAUUGGUUCAGAUAAGCGACCCGGAGGCGACACCACACAGGCUGUCCACCUGUGAGAAGAGACCUGCAUCUUCAGAAGAAGAGUCUGAAGCUUCAGAGACCGAGGACAAACUGACACCUGCAGAAGGGCGGGCUGACGAGCCUGGCAAGAAGAAGAGGAGAAAGAGGAAGAAGAAGAAGAAGGCAGCAACAGUGGAGUGAUAAGAAAUUUAAACUGGGACUGCUACAGCAUGUUGUCUGGAGAGAAUGCUUUAUGUAGGGUGCUCUAUUCAUUUCUAAUAGGGACGUGGAAUGUAACUGAAAAGUAAAGAGAUUUUUUUUUUAUUGUA
Siniperca chuatsi (mandarin fish) is the source of this 1613-nucleotide messenger RNA. It is a transcript of the gene nsun5, whose product is annotated as NOP2/Sun RNA methyltransferase 5. The coding region runs from base 1 to 1485 and encodes 494 amino acids. NCBI's taxonomy places the organism in Eukaryota, Metazoa, Chordata, Actinopteri, Centrarchiformes, Sinipercidae. The transcript has 4 exons. Gene Ontology annotation, molecular function: methyltransferase activity. Gene Ontology annotation, biological process: rRNA base methylation. Gene Ontology annotation, cellular component: nucleolus. The record is from RefSeq and is a predicted model, not a curated record.